UGGGACAGCAUCAUCAUCAUGUGCCUGCCAAAGCGAGCAUCCGGCGCAACCAUUCAAAGUGUGGCCACAGCCAUAGGAAACCUGUUAUGCUUAAAUUUUGGACUCAUAUUUGGCAUCACGCCCGCUCAUAUGGCGCUCUACGAAUCGGAGAAGUUGACGCCACUCAAUGAGGCGACAGAUCCAACAGGUUCAGCUUUAUUAACUGGUUAUUUAUUUCUAAGUGCUGCUGCUGGCGCCGCUGUCUCUGGCUGGCUGGCAUUACGCAUUGGACCAAAAUCUGUGCUGCUUUGCUGCGGUCUUUUGCAGAUUUUUGGCUGGUUCUGCAUUCACUUUGGCUUCGAUAUCGUUCACAUUUACGCCUCGCGCAUCUUUUGCGGCAUCGCUGCUGGCGGCGCUUUUGUAGUGCUGCCGAUUUUCAUUAAUGAGAUUGCCGAGUCAAGGGACAAGGCUGCCCGCUUGACCUUCACCAUCGAACUGUGGCGUACUUUGGGCAUUCUCUUUGGCAUUCUACUGGGCUACUAUGUGCAGUAUCAGUAUGUGAAUAUUAUCGGUUGCAUUGCCUCGUGCACGUUCUCGCUGUGCUUCCCCUUUGUGCAGGAGAGUCCGCACUAUUAUCUGCGCAAAGGCAAUGUUCCGUGUCUGGAGAAAUCGCUGCGUUGGUAUCGCGGCAUUCGCGACAUCGAUGAUCGCGAGCAGCCCGAAUAUCUGCAGGAAUUGGCCGAGUUCAAGGCGGAACUCAAGCAACGAAGCAGCAGCAAAAACAGCUCAACGGAAUUAUCGCACGGUUACAUUGUGCGUCUGAUCUUUGUCAGUUUUCUGCUCACCGUUUGCGCCAAGCUGAGCGGCGUCUUUGUCGAGCUGAACUAUGCUGCCGAUUUUCUGGGACGCACUGGCUACUCCAUCGAAGUGAACUACGUAGUGUUGGCCUCGGCUCAGUGUGUUGGCGGAUUGCUCGCUCGUCUCUUUGGCCCCCAACUGCCGCGCAAGCUGCUGCUUUGUCUCUCCUCUCUGCUGGCUGCUGCGGCUGUCAUUGCCUUGGCGCUAUUCAAGCAAUUUGGCCAUAAUUGGGCGUUGGGCGAUUGGUGCACACGGUAUUUACCCAUUGUGCUGCUCGGCCUUCAGCUGCUGUUUGUUAGUUUUGGACUCUAUCCGCUUGCCGCAGUCGUCAGCAGCGAAGUUUUGCCCACAAAGCUGCAUGACCUGCUCUACUCGAUAGCCUCGGCCUGCGCCUGGUUGCUGCUCUUUGGCAUGAUUGAGGGAUUUAACGCAGUGAAGACAAGCCUGGGUCCUGGACUAUUGCUCUACCUGUUGGUCUUUGCAGCUGCCUCGAUAUUCGUGGGAUUAAUUUCGUUGCCUCUGUUGCCCGAGACACGCAAUCGUCGUGCUUCUGCCGUGCAACGUGAUUUGGGCUAUGUGGAGCAGGCGGGGCCGGUUGCCAAGACAACCGAUGCGAUGGGCAAUGGACACGUUGCAACGCAUAUCUAGAGCAUUAGUUCGCAAUUAGUAUUAAGUAUGUCGGAAAUAACAUUUAGGCGAAAAGACGAUUUUCAUUCUGAGAUUAAUUUUGGUGAGUGGGUUGUAAGUAAGUGGGGGAAGAACACGUAAUCCGGAUUAAGUAUCUAAAAUAGCCAUAAUUGGCACGUCUACUCCACAACUGAGCUCUGAUGAAAUACUACUCGGUGUGGACAUGCUCGAACAUGCGCGAACUUGCUUAUCUGUCAAUUAUCUAAUCGUUUUUAUUGCGUAGUCACAGCUAUGUACUUACGACUUUAUGGCCAAAAGACAACAGCGGCAGCAGCCGCUUCUGAUAACUAACAAAACGAAACAACAAAUUAUCAUUACUACUUGAUUUGGGUGUAUGCCAACAAACUUGAAAAAUGCAAAUCAGGAUCGUCAAUUACGAUCGAAAAAGCAUUAUGACGUUCUCGUGUUGCUGCUUAUCAACUUAUCGCUUAACACUUUCCCAUUCACAGCAAUAAAUAAAGCACGUUUGCUGACUCACUAAUCCGAAUUUACAAUCUCAAACACACGAGAGUUGAGUUAGAUAGAUUGCUGGCAAAUAUUUGCUAUUCAUAAUUUUAACAGUCGGAGUAUUCGAGUUGUUUGCCAAGAGUAUCUCUGGCAGUCGUUUGAUUAAAAUUUAGAGCACUACUAAAAAUAUAUAUGUAGGCGUGUGGGGAUGUGUUUAAUCUGCCUCGCCGCCUCGCUUCAUGGCUACUGAUAUGAUGCGUGAGCCAUGAAAACGUGAUUGAUGCGCACCCACAUCGAGUCCAAUGACAAUGACAAUGACGCUCCUCUAUUUUUCUAUACUAGUAUAUAUAUAUAUACGUAUAUAGAUUCAACCUGCAUCUGGCAAACGAAGUGCAUCAUUUGUUAUUCCAGGCGCAUUCCGCAUUAGACAAACUACGAGAACGAAUGCGAGCAGCGCAAAUAACAGCAUAUUCGAAAUAUAUUAAUUAUAUGAAUGAAAAUUGCUAAUAUUAUAUGAAAGAAGAUGAAAUACUCUAACAAUAAUAAAUACAAGAAGUA
This is a messenger RNA of Drosophila nasuta, 2529 nucleotides long. RefSeq names its product facilitated trehalose transporter Tret1. NCBI's taxonomy places the organism in Eukaryota, Metazoa, Arthropoda, Insecta, Diptera, Drosophilidae. The coding region runs from base 19 to 1485 and encodes 488 amino acids. The record is from RefSeq and is a predicted model, not a curated record. Gene Ontology annotation, molecular function: transmembrane transporter activity. Gene Ontology annotation, cellular component: membrane. The transcript has 6 exons. Gene Ontology annotation, biological process: transmembrane transport.